CGGUGUUGCUCGUCAGGUCCGCUCGAGCUACGUCGAUUAGUGUAUAUCCACCGCUUUGCACAUAGCACCGGGAGAGUGCGUAGCGUUCAAUGAAAAAAAAAAUGGUAGUUAUUUGGGUGUAGUCGGGGAGAAAAUUUUCUGCAACACCAAUGUGAGUACCGGCUGGCUAAACGGGAUUUCCAAGUGCUGUUUGUCGAUACAUCGCGGGGCUAGUAUGACCGGGUGCGUGUCGGAGGUAAUGAGAAUACGAGCGAGCGGACGGACGCUCGUACUCCCUCGCAUGAAAGCCCAAGACCGAAAUUCUUUCAGCUCUUUGGACAUUAGAAAUUUUUUAACUAGUUUAGCAAUUAGUACAGCAAGAUACAUAGUCUAAGCCAACAAGAUGUUGCAGAUAUGGGUAUUUUAACAAAUAUCUUGUAAGAAAGACUGCUUGUUAAAAACAAAUUAUCUUGGACGAAAAAGUUUUAUGUUGGUUAUCUUAAGAAGAUAAUGAUUAUUAACUUUAUAUCGAAGCGAAGCUGAGCGAGAAAUAGGUGCGAGAAAUUGGUGAAAAUAAUUUUGUGAAGUAAAAUCUUGAACAAAGUUGGUUAUGUGCAAUGCCGAGAUGUUACAAUGACAGCAAGACAGUGAGUUCAGUGAACAGCAAUCAUACGCACAGUAUAGACGAUAUUGUAUUAACGCAAUCGCAUGGUUUUUCAAUUGGAAGCCAGUUGGAAGCAGAUGAAGAUCCGCCAGUAGUUGAGAAAUCCCACAGACGACUUCGGUGUGACUUGAGUCCAGUUCCAACAAGUGGAAAUUCUAAUUUGAACAUAAAACUGUUUGGUUUGAAGAGCGAUAAAGGUACUCGUCAGGAUCAUCAGGUGAGCACUGGCUUCGGGGGGCACAGAGAAAAAGAUAGGGAUACUAAAAAGAAAGCAGCAAUAGGCAAUACAGUGCGUGGAUUCCUCUCAUCUGGCCACAGCAGGCAGGACAGGUAUGAGACUAACAGGCAACGUACUUCGGGUGGAACUGGUGGUGGCUUAUCUAGUUUAUGUCCUAAGCUGGUGGCCAGUGGAGGCAGUGGUAGUCAAAGUGGUAUCAGUUUAGCAGUGGGCCACAUAGCCUCUCAGGAAAGCGGAGGCCCCUGUGCAGUUGUAACGACUCAAAGAAUUCACGGUCACGCACAUAAUCAUAGACGCCAAAGAAAACUAUCUAUUGUCACCCAAGCAGGUUCUAGUGCCAAUGCUACUGGUGAUAGGAAGGUAUUAUCCAGUAUAAGUCGCACCUCUAGCAUCUCUAAAAAACAAAUUCGAACACAGCGACAUGAUCAGAGUACUGAAGCUUUGUCUAUAAAUAGUAACGGUCUUGCGGCUAGCUCGCCAUCUUCCAAAAAGAAAAUAAUUUCCACGUUACGUAUCUCUGAAAAGUCACCUGUCCAAAGUGUGAAUUCUUCAUCAUCGUUGGAUCAUGAAAAUGAUCGUAGCUUUAGUGAUGCUGAAGAAGCAAUUACAGCAACGGAAAACGUACUUGCAGCACCAGGGUCUAGUUCUACGCCUUCUACGCCAAUUAGUAAAGUAAAAUCCGCCAAAUUCGUUAAGAAUGAGGAAGAAAAUGUGGAAGAAAAUAUUCUCGAAGAAUGUACUAAUCUGCAGCGAAAUACUGAAGAUGUACAACACGUAACUUCAAAUGAGCUUGAACAACAAAAUGAUAUGCCACUAAAACCGUCUAUGGUGCACAAAUCGCAGACAGCUAAUCAGGAAAAUAUCGCAAAUAUUAAACAAAAAUCGUUAUCGAAUUCUACCGCUGGCGCCAAAUCGAUUAGUGACCAAAAAGUUUCGAAACGUAAAAGCGUAAAUUCCGCGGACAAAAUGAUCGAGCAUCAUAGUAGUAAAGAUAUCGAGUCGGUUAACAUAGAGAAGGAUUUAGAUGAUACUACAACAGACACCGAAGCGAAUCCUACAGACAAUAGCAAGGGUAAACAGGCGAAAAGUAGAAAAUCUAUCGGCUACGCGGAUAGUGGUGAUGACGGUGUGGAUAAAGAGACUGCGAAUGCUAUGAAGACUGUAUUUAGUGAUGAAAGGGAAACGGGGGAUAACGCGGGACCGAGUGAAGAAGUAAUUAAGAGUUCGAGGUUCGUAACGUCAAAGGUACCGGAAGAAAUAACGGAAGCGGAAACCAAAACGGCGGAUGUAGAGAAAGAGGUGGAAGAAGAAAGGAUGACUAUAUUCGACGACGAUGGUACUAGUAUCAGUGAUAUUGUGGCAACACAGGCGCUUCACGAAUCGUUGAGUAAGUUGGGUAAAGUUCCGCCGUUAGAUACUAAAAUGGAAGAAGUACAGAGUACAGAUUUGCAAGACAAGACGAAGGUAGAGGAGCAAUCCGAGAAGGAUAUGGUGGCACAGGAAGAAACAGUGGAGGGUUUUAUCGGUCCUUUACUCGACGAAAACUUUAAAGUUGAUGAGAAAUUGUCGCAGAAAACAAUGGCGAUGGAGGAGGUUCAAAAUUUAUUGAAGAGAGCUAGAGUUCAAGCUGUCGAAGACGACGACGACGAAGAAAAGGCUGUAGGUAUUUCACCCGAUGGAAGAUUUUUGAAGUUCGAAGAGGAGAUCGGUCGUGGUAGUUUCAAGACUGUUUAUCGCGGUUUGGACACUCAAACGGGCGUAGCUGUAGCCUGGUGCGAAUUGCAGGAGAAAAAGCUGAAUAAAACAGAGAGACUGAGAUUCAGAGAGGAAGCUGAAAUGUUAAAGGGAUUACAGCAUCCGAAUAUUGUAAGAUUUUAUGAUUAUUGGGAAGUCACACUUACCCGUAGAAAAUAUAUUGUGCUAGUCACUGAACUUAUGACAUCAGGAACACUGAAAACGUAUUUAAGAAGAUUUAAGAAGAUCAAUCCCAAAGUACUGAAGUCCUGGUGUCGACAGAUCUUGAAAGGCCUGAGCUUCCUUCAUUCUAGAUCACCACCGAUUAUCCAUCGUGAUUUAAAAUGUGAUAAUAUUUUUAUUACGGGUACGACGGGAAGCGUGAAAAUUGGCGAUUUAGGUCUUGCGACAUUGAAGAACCGGAGUUUUGCGAAAAGCGUUAUCGGCACGCCAGAAUUCAUGGCGCCUGAAAUGUACGAAGAACAUUACGACGAAUCGGUCGAUGUGUAUGCGUUUGGAAUGUGUAUGCUUGAAAUGGCCACAAGUGAAUAUCCAUAUUCCGAAUGCACAGGACCAGCGCAAAUAUACAAACGCGUAGUAUCGGGUGUUAAGCCACAGAGCUAUGACAGAGUUGAAAAUCCGGAAGUGCGCGAUAUCAUAGAUUUGUGUAUACGUCUGAAGAAAGAAGAACGACCGCUCGUUAAGGAUUUGCUCAAUCAUGAGUUCUUCGCUGAUGAUGUCGGAUUGAAAUUGGAAAUGGUCUCGCGUGAUUCGGCAGUUGCAGAUCCCGAGCUAUCGCGUGUUGAAUUUCGAUUGCGCGUGCUGGAUCCCAAAAAACGCACUAACAAACACAAAGAGAAUGAGGCGAUCCAAUUCGAUUUUGACAUACAAGCCGAUAACGCAGAGGAAGUGGCGUUAGAAAUGGCGAAAUCCAGUCUCAUAUUGGAAGAUGACGCUAAAGCAGUAGCCAAAAUGUUAAAAUCACAAAUUAGCGCUUUGCUGAGAGAAAGAGAGGAACGUAAAGCCAAAGAAGAGAAGGAGCGCUUGGACAGAGAAACGGUCACAGCAACCGAUGCGGCUAACACCGCGAACGCUGAGAACUUGUUGCAGCAACAGUUGUUACUUCAGCAGAUGCAAUUGCAGCAGCAGCAGCAGCAACAACAAAUUCAAUCUAAUAUCAAUAUGCAGAUGCAAAAUCAAGUUCCGAUGCAAUUGCAGCAAUCGCAAAUGCCCAUUCAACAGCAACAACUGCAAUCUGCUGCGCAACCGGCUCAACAACAUACCUUGCAACCUCAGCAAGUUCAGUUGGUUCAACAACAACCGAUAAUUCAACAGCAAACGUCAGUUGUGCAACCCCAGCAAGCGCAACAGAUGCAAUAUCAGCAGCAGAUACAGCAGCAGUAUCAACAACCGCAGCAAUAUCCUCAGCACGUGCCGCAAAGUUUAAGCGCAAAUUCUCCACAGUGUUCAACUCCACAAAACGUUCAGAGUCAACCUCAAUUUCCUCAAAUACCCCAACAAAUACAACAGCAGCAGCAACAGCAACAGUUGCAUCAACAACAGCAAUACAUACAAUUGAAUCAGAUGAGCGUGCCGCAACAAAUUCCUCAUCAGAUGCAGCAAAUGCAGCCGCAAAUGCAAAUGCUGUCCCAACAGCAGCAGCACAUGCUUCAACAACACGCUCAACAACAACAAUACGCGACGCAACCGCAGAUCCAGCAUGUUCAGCAGCUGCAUCAGCACCCUGUUGGUUCAUCCCCUGUUCAGAACUCGCAAUACUAUCAACAGAAUGCAACAGGUUCUUCGGGAUAUGUGUCAGCUGGUCCUUUGUAUCAGCAGACCAUGCCACAGAUAUUUCAUACAUACACCACAUCUAAUCCUUCCAGCCAUGUAGAAAUUUUAUCAUCCACUCAGACGGCAACGCAAAUUUAUUCACACGCGAGUUUACCCGCUGCUGCGAUACCUGCGUCGUCCCAGUCGCAAUACAUCCAACCAACAGGACAGGUUCAGGCAUCCAUUCCGUCGGGGUUGAAUGUCAACAGCUCGUCAACUGUGACCCACAUGCAAAAUGUGCCGACCUCGACGAUUCCUAACAUGCAAAGCGCACCCGCUUUACUUGGCAAUACCAGUCAACCUCAGCCGCAGCCUCAAUCUCAACAGAAUAUUCUCGUGCAAAUGCAAUAUCCGCAAAAUGCGAACGUUAUAUCUAGUUCCAUUUCAAUGACGCCUAAUGUUACGAACAUCUCCAUGCAACCGACUGCAACUAAUCUACAACAGCAACAUCAGCAACAACAAUUUCUUUCGAAUGCAGAUCAAUGUCCCGCAACCGACAAGUCUUCCUUGGUAAAACAAGAUACAAUGGACUCGAUACAGUCAUUGCCACCGGACGCACCGAUCAGUUUACAGCAAGAUCAAAUUGGUGUAUCUACUUCCGUUGUAACGAACGUCGCGCAACAACAACAGCAGCAGCAGCAGCAGCAGCAACAGUUUGUAGCGAACGACGGAACCACACUCGAGAGUUCCGAGAGUGUUACCACUUCCGAGAGGAGUCGAGUCAAACGUUCGGGAACCAAACGUAAAAAACCGGGCAUUAAAUUAACAGUCUUGUCUGUCAGUAACAGUGAGGGGCAGUCGAUGACCGUCGAGUGCCAGUUAGAUACGAGUAAACAAAAAACUGUUACCUUCAAAUUUGAUCGUGACGACAUGGUACCCACAGACAUUGCCAAUAAUUUGGUCGCAGAAAAUCUGUUACCGCAGUCUCAGUGCGAAACGUUUAUAGAAUUAAUUGAAGAUAUCGUCAAACAAUUACGCUUGGACCCCGCACGUUCUUUACCUCUAGUAGCGCACGGCCCGCCCGACCAGUCUGCCGGUGGAAGUCCAGUCACAAGUCGACGACCCAGAGAUCGCGACCACAGUCUCGAUACAGCUAAGAGAGACGAAACUUCAAACACUUCUACCCCGACGAAAUUAUUGCCAAUCGACCAAAUUAUUUCUCAUAUUGCCAGCACCACAUUGGAGAAGCAGCAAGUCGCUCAAACGUCCGACAGUCAAACGGGCGCCGAAAACACGUCGGCGGAGGCCUCUAGACGAUCAUCCACGUCUACGCAAAAUACCGAUACUUUAACUCCCACGAAUAUACCGAGCGAUCCGACAGACAAUCAAGAAACUGUUAUUUCCGCGGAAACGGUCGUUGAGGCGCAUAAUAUUCAAGAUGACGCCAGUAAUUCAGCUUUUAAAUCUUAUCUUAAAAACACUACAACAAUUCAAGCUCAGAUGCAAAUCUCAGACGCGGGUAGUAUGAACGAAGUGUCGAUGUCCAAAGAAUCUCAAGAGCAGCAAGAUGUUGUGGAUGUGAAAGAAUCUGACGUGGUCAAAGAGACAAAUGCAUCUGAUGUAUCUGCAGAGGUGUCCACUCUGACGGUACCAGCACCAACGCGUAAAGUUUCUCGGUUCUUAGUUAGUCCCGUUGUCGAACAGAAGAAUAUCGCGGCUGAAGAGGAAGCCUCUUCCGUUGCCAACGCUUGUGUCGAAGGUGCGGAUCGUGCAAACGUUGCAACGUCGCAACAAUCCGUUUUGUCGACAACAAACGUAGAAUCUGCCUUGAAAAGUGACGAUCACGCGGAAACAAAUGUUUCAGAAGCUCAACAAACUGCGACAAUGCGCGAACAACCUAGCGGUAAUGAAAUUGUUCAGGCGGUCCCGUAUGCGGUCCCGGUUGAACAAACAGAUAACACUCAGCAGGUCUUACAGCAAGGACAACAACCGAUUGGAUUGCAACAGAAUAUCAUACAAGUCCAAACUGUGCAACAAAUAACAGGACACAUGCAGCAAACCACAAUCGGACAAUCGAACCAACAACACACUAUAAUCGUACAGGGAGCUACAAUAACUUCCCAACAAAUACCUCAAACUAAUAUGCAGCAGUUCGUGCCGGUAAAUCAGCAGAAAGAAUUACACGCUCAACCAAUUCACAUGAAUGGAAUAGCUCAGGUACAGACGCAGUACUCGAAUCAGGCGAUAGUACAAUCUGGUGUUGUGAUGCAACAGUCGCAACAAGCAAUUCCUGUGCAGCAGAGCGGAAUGCAUAUGCAAACGGUCGCGGCGAUGGCGGAACAUCAGCAUCACUCUCAGAUGCAAGCUCAACGUCCACCAACGGUACAGCAAUUCGUUCCGCAGCAAGUGCAACCGCCGAUGCAGCAAUACGUAAUGUUAUCGGGACCCAUGCAGCAAUUACAGCCAAAUAUUACGGACGAUCGAAAUCGCAGAGUAUCAAACAUAUCUACCACGUCCAGUGUAUCUGUGGACUCGCAGAUGUCGGAAUCGUCUAGCAUACCUGAAGAGAAGAAGCAAAGUGCUACAACCGCGACUAAUGUGCCCAUGAUGCAUGUGCAACAUGUACAAUCUGUCCCACACGAUGUACCGAGCACAAUGCAGGGCGUGGAAACUGCUCAGCAAGUUCAAACCGCUCAUCAGAACGUGCACGUUCCACCUGCUGUAGCUCCACCUGUGUCAGCACCAAUUUCCGUACAUCCGGUCGUUGUUACUGAUGUUUCCGCGUCCAAAGUCACAGUGAAAACGAAAGAAGUUUCCUCGACGCUUCCGGAUCUUGCGCAAAAUUUAGCGAAUAUACUUUCAAAUCCGAAAUCGAAAUCUGUCACGCCUCAUCCUCUGACCAACCACGAGUCGACCGCUGCUCCCGCUGUCGCGGCUUCUACAAUGACCGAAUACAGACCUAUACAAUCCGAACAAUAUUUUCAACCUAUACAACCGGAAGUGAGCCAGAUGCAACCGUGUGUUCAACAAACUUAUCAAGGACAGAUAAUGCAGGGAUAUCAGGGACAACAAACUUUCCAACAGACCUUUCAAAAUCAGCAAGUGCUUCAUCAGAAUCAAACCUCAUUACCGCAGUCGAUUCCGCUAACCAUUCCUCAGCAAAUCGCUGAUAUGCAGUCACAAAUGACUCAAUCGACUCUUCAGAGUGUAUCAUCGGGUCAGUCUCAAGGAAAGUGGAUAGUUUCAUUCAAUCAGAUUCCUUUGCAGCAGCCGAUGCGGCAUGUACAGCCGAAUCAAUCGCAGCCUCUCCAAACUCAGCUGCAGCAAAUUCCGGUGCAACUGCAAAUGCAACAACCGCAGAUUAUACAGGAUCAACAACAUAAUGAAUCUUCAGUCGCGUUUGAUCAAUCUCACCUGUAUCUAAAGCUUCCGGAACAACAUCCAGUAAAACCCUUGGAGAUUGAGAGUUUGGAAUCUUCGAAUUUAAAUUAUGUACAACGUGUCAGUUCUGAUUGCCAGUUGCUAACGUCUGAAAACGAUAACUCUAGUCACGAUGUGACGCCUGAGCAUACACUCGUUGAAUCGAUGGAUCCUACGUCGAUUCUGCAACAACAACUGUCGUACCAGCAACUGCAGCAACAACAGCAACUGCAGCAGCAACAUCGUAAACUCAGUCAACAAAAUUCGUUGGACAAGGUGUCGGAUAUCAGCAGCGUUGGAAGUGGUACGGGACCGCAGACUAUAGCCGAUUUGCAACAAAAACUCGUACAAUUGACCAGUCAGCCGUCGGAAUCGUUGAACGUCAGCACGCCACCUAUAAGCUAUCCCGCCACGCCUCAUAAUCAUCAAUUAGUAGGAGGAUAUGAUGCGUAUAUGCAUUCUUUGCAACAGAAACUGUUCAACAUUGGUAUGCCAGUUUCAUCCACGAAUGCUGUGUGUUUGUUGUCUCCUCAACUACAUUCCUCUACUAUUUUGACUGACACGCAAGUCGAUGCGACGGCUAUCGACGGCCCCGCGAUUACGCAAGAAAGCUCGGGCACUUCUGGACUUUCUCAAACCAACGCGGAAUGCUCCCUCGAUAGUCCAACACCGGCAGUUCCUUCGGGACCUGAAAAUAUGAGUCCGAGCAAGGAAAAUGUCAAGAUGAAGGUUCAAAGACCGGGUUCUCGUUUGCAAGAAUUGGAGCAGGAAUUAGCAAAGAUUCAUCACAGAGGAUCCGUUUUUGUAGCUCCAGUACAGCCGUUAGCUCCAUCUGUGUCAACGAUUAAUCCCGUACAAGUGCAACAGCCCGCGCAAAAUUUGUUGACGACCGCUUUGCCAGCGUCGACGGUACCUGUGGCUACCGUCACUCCUAGCAUUGUGGCGUCACGAUCUGAUACAAAUACUCCAGUUCAGACAGAACUCCAAGAAAAUGAGAAGGCAAAUCCUACACAACCUACCCGAAAAAUAUCAAGAUUCGUGGUUUCCAAAGUUGCGGGUCCGCCUGCUCAUGCUAAUGCUGCUGCUAUUAAUCAACAGGGUGAAAAUGCGAAGACUCAAUCACAACAAGUAGAAGAAUUAAAAACCUUAGAACGGCAAAAUGUUCCUUUUCACCAUACAGAUGACCUGCAUGGUGUACCUGUCCAAGUACCUCAUAGCCGAGAGAAUUCUGUCCCACCAGCUGUACAAACACCUCAUAGCACUAACAUUUCAAAUAUUGAACUUUCUGAGAAGGAAGAAAGAUUUGUGGCUCUUACACCAAGUGAGGAAUAUCAACUUCUAAUAAAAAGGCAAACCUUGGAAUUAGAAACGCUGCAGAGAAGACACAGGGAAGAGUUAGAACGUUUUCAGCAACAUCAGCUACAAUUGCUUAUUCAACAGCAGCAACAAGCAAGCGCGCUUCAUCAGCAUCAGCAUCAUCCGUUGCUUUAUCACACCGUUGCGACAAAUAUCUCUGGACCUAGAAUUCCAGGUACAGAAGACUAUUUGAUGUUCAGUACAGCGCCGCAAACGCCACUACAAAAAGGAUCGACCAACUAUCCGGACACGGAAGAGACUUUACGGCUGGCCACGCAGAGAUUGAAGCAAACCCCGCUGCAACUCCAACCGCAGCAGGCAUCGGCUGGAAUACCGCACGCUUAUGUUAUUCCAAUUCCAGUAGUGCCUUCUGAAAAUAUGCAAAGUGUAGUUUCUCAGCAGGGCUCGAAUAAUUGCUCGAAUGAUAUAUCUGAGAAUAUUGAUUCGACGCAUAGUUCGGCAGUUAACAAUCCGGCGCAGUAUCAAUUCGCUCCUAUAUUGUCAGAAGGAGCGAAUGUUCCGUCGGUGACUGGACCGUUACCUGCGCCCCUACCGAUAUCCGGCUCCGCGGGAGCUGCUGCUUACAUUCAAUAUCACGACGGCCAGCCGUUAUCGAAUUUUCAAACUUUUAGUUACACCCCUCACGGCGGUUUCUUUUUGCCAGCUGGAUACCGGCUGAUAUACACACCGCCCACUGGGACAACUCAAUCUCAGCCAGCGACGCCCGCCGCUCCUCACGUAGCAAAUUCUUCUUCGCGCGAUGACACGCCUCCAACAGCUCAGGAACUGCAUCAUUCGACCACCGCCGAAAACCCAACAACAGUUAUUUCUUCGCAUUCGGAUCAAUAACGCAACACUCGGUUCACGCGCUUUUAUAUUAUCCGCUCGAUCUGUGCUCAUUCUUAGUUUAAUGCUCGUUUAUCUUCUAAUUAGUGCGCAACAAAAGAGUUUCGCGUUAUUAUCUCACGAAUAUAUAACCAAAUAUAUAUAUAUAUACAUAUAAUUUGUGCUAUGAAACUACGCUAGACGCCCGUUUAGACAUUUAUUAUUAUCGCGAGGCGAGGAUGCGAAAACGGAUUGAAAUAAAGAAAAAAAAAAAAAAAAAAAAAAAAAAGCGUGCGUGAAAGUAUAAAUGUUUUUUUUUUUUUUUUUUUUUUUGUCUUCAUGUACGGCGCGUUCUCGCACUUAUAUUAAUAAACAAAAUAUCAAAUAUUCUCGCUAUUACGAGCGUGUGCAUGAUAUUAUUUUGAUAUGUGCCUCGCAGAGCGGAAGUUGAAGCGGAAAUAUAAUGCAGGAUCGCGGAAGAAGCGAUAUUCAAAGUUUUCCGAGCGCAAGAGAACAUGAGAUAGAGGCCUUUACGUGUACUGUGCUUUGAUGCGUGAGAAAGAUUAGUGAACGAGAGUGAAAGAGAGAAAGAGAGAAAAAAAAAAAGAAAAAUCUUCCUUCACACCGAAACCUUCUUGAAAAAGGAUUCUAACUAUUAUUACCCAAUUCCUUUAGCGUAGCACAGAUCACAUUAGUACAGGCCUCCGCUAGUCUUAUGGUCGAAAUGGCACACGGCCAUUCUACUUCGAUUAUAUAUGUGUAACUGUCACUGUGCAUGUCGAAUGUCAGAAACACAAGUGGGAAAUAGAGAGGCCAAGGCGAGUGUGGACAAAAAGGCAAGGGCCAAAGUAGGAAAACUAGAACGAAAGAAAACGAAGGAAAGAAAAAAUGAAUGAGUGAACGAAUGAAUGAACAAGUCGAUUUGAAUAAGUGAGCAAAUGAAUGAAAACGAACGACUGUGAGCGAAUGUGAUAAAAACGAACGAACGAACGAACGAAUAAACAUAUAUUACAUGUAAGAGUGUAAGUCUAUGCGAAUAUGUGUGUGUAUGUAUGUAUGUCACGGAAGUAAAUAGGCAAAGAGAAAAUAUGAUAUAGUCACUGUUAUGCUUUAAUGUGUAUUUCUAGCGAUUUUGCCUAUUUCGAUUAAAGAAAAAAAAAGUCAUGUGUUACUAGUUAGCAAACCUAUAUAUCUCUCGUUUACUAUAUUGAUGAUUAUUAUUUCUCUUUUUAAAGCUGGUAGCUGUUUUAAGUGUAUCAUUGUUUAUUUGUAAUUGAAAAAUUAUCCGAUGCCAUUUGUAGAUCAUCAAAUGUUGACAGUUUUCAACUAUUAGCGUUUUAAUCGAUCUGAUUAAUAUAUAUUAUUACACUCUGUCAACAUAUAUAUACAUAUAUAUAUAUAUAUAUAUUAGAGAGGUUUCUUUUUUAGUUUCUUCGUGAUGUAUACGGAUUUUUUCAGGCAGUAAAACAUUCAAUUGUCGUUUUUAGUCGCAACACAAAUUGCCGGACAUACAUCUUUUGUUUGAGUAACAAUAAUUUGGAAACUGCUUUUACACAAAAACACGAGUGUCAUGCGCAUUGAAGUUGCUUAACAAAAGUAUGUAUAACAUUUUGUACGCGUUGAAAAAAAAAUUCAGAUGUUUUUUAAUUUAUAUAAUUGUCAAUAAUUUGAACAUUCACUAGUGUUAGUCCAAUUACUGCAACAUGUUACAUGUACAUCCGAAAAAAGAAGUAAUUUAAAUUAUUCAUUUUGAUAACAUAACUCUCAUGACUGUAUUCUUAAAAAAAAAGUGGCAACUUUGUGGUGAAAACAUUAAAAUUUCCUUUUAAGUAUAAGAUCUUUUGGUGCUUUUUAUCUUACAACAUUACGUUAAAAAUCUGUUAAAUGUUCUUAAGAAAUUGCAAUAGAGUUUAUUAUAUUAUACUUGACUUGAGGCAUAGAUUAUUAUUUUUUUUUUUAUAUUAUGUAUAAGAUAUACUUGUGUCGAGAAAGGAAUGAAAUAUAGUAGGCGUGUACUCAUUUAAUUGUCAUCAUUACGUACAUAGCGUAUGAGUUUACUAGAUGUUAGUUUUUAAGUGGGUCCUUUGUUACUGUGAGAUUUUCCUUAGCCUGUGUGCGUAAACAUAUUUGUCUCUUUUUUAAAAACAAUAUCGAUGUUGCAUUACAUACAACAAAUCUCAAUUGUACAAUAAUUUGAUACCGAAAAACAUGUCUAUUUAUUAUAUUAUGUCAGAAGUCUCGUUACAUACUUAAGAAAAAGAAGAAAUAAGUAGUCGAUAAGAUUGAUUUGGAGAAAAUUAUUCGAAGAAGACUGAAAAAUUUUCUGAGAAUACACACAGUUUUAAUUGUCAAUCGAGUAUCUACAUAUGUAUAAACUUACAGCAUAUAUUGUCAGAAAUAUAUCGUUUUAUGUUGCUCGU
Molecule: messenger RNA, 12409 nt
Organism: Pseudomyrmex gracilis
Lineage: Eukaryota; Metazoa; Arthropoda; Insecta; Hymenoptera; Formicidae
Gene: Wnk
Product: serine/threonine-protein kinase WNK1
Exons: 20
Coding region: 597-10013 (3138 amino acids)
Biological process (GO): intracellular signal transduction; protein phosphorylation; positive regulation of potassium ion import across plasma membrane
Cellular component (GO): cytoplasm
Molecular function (GO): ATP binding; protein serine/threonine kinase activity; potassium channel inhibitor activity
Source: RefSeq, a predicted model, not a curated record